AUGAUUGGUGAUUUCAACGCCAAAAUUGGCCCCAGAAGAACGCCUGGAGAAUUUCACAUUGGAACCUACGACUUUCAAUGGAAUGAGCAGGGAGAGAGGCUUUCAGAGUUCAUCAUGGGUUCACCAUCCAUGGGAACUCGCAAUUUUAGAAGCCCUCCUCUCUAUGCUGGAAGUCACCCGAUGGGGGAUAUCAUAAUGAAAUUCACCCCAUCAUCAACCAUCAUCGAUUGGGAAUUCUUCGCUACGCUAGCCGGCUUUUGGGAAGAUUCCGCAAUGGACAACAUCAACGAAGAAUACGACAUCUUACACCUUGAAUACCUGAAACGCCAGCGUGGAGCAACACGAGCUGCAGGCAACCAGAAACUCACAUCCGAGUUGGUAAUGCUUUGCAGAGAAGCGAUAAAAGAAGACCUUAAAGAGAGAAGAUCAGAAGUGCCGGCUGAAGCUACAGAGGCGGGAAAAAGCAUCUGGGAACAGCCGUUGGAUGGAGAAGGGAAUGUAGAAAGCCAUCUACGACUUCUACUCUCAUCUCUUCGACAGCCAUGUCCACUUGCCUCCUCACCAUCUGAGGAAGAGGGACAUAUCAUUCCAGAGGUUCUCUUGUCCGAAGUACGACAUACUAUCACGUCAACAAAAAGUCGUACGACAUCCUGGUUCGACAGAACUUAUUCUGUACCAAAACACAUAAAGAACCUUUCGGCAGCAGUGAUCAACACUCUAGCGAUGCUCUUUACACGUUACCUGUCGGAAUGCAAGGUUUCUAAACAGUGGAAGGGCAGCAAGACAGUGUUGUUCGGGAGAAGGGAGAUCCACAAGACAUCGCCCACUACCACUGUUUACAGGAGUGGUUAG
This is a messenger RNA of Necator americanus (New World hookworm), 852 nucleotides long. RefSeq lists its product as uncharacterized. The coding region runs from base 1 to 852 and encodes 283 amino acids. Lineage: Eukaryota; Metazoa; Nematoda; Chromadorea; Rhabditida; Ancylostomatidae. The record is from RefSeq and is a predicted model, not a curated record. The transcript has 4 exons.